AUGCUACUGCUUUUCAAAUAUCCGCGGGACAAGCACUCACGCAUGGCCUUGCGUUUGGUGCUGAUAGUCCUCAACAGAGGCCGCCCCUGUGCAGCGUUCAAGAAGCACAUCAAAUUUGAGGACAUGGAUCCAGUCGAGCUGCGCAUAGAAGUGCCCUAUGGUUUUCUCGCCGCUAAAGUCUGGGGUCCCGCUGACGGCAAACGCGUCGUCGCAUUGCAUGGAUGGCUGGACAGCGCCGCCACCUUCGACACGUUGUGUCCCCUCUUGGACUCCUCCUUGAGGAUCGUCGCGCUAGACUUCGCGGGCCACGGCAACUCAUCGCACAGGCCUCCAGGUUGCCGGUACAACAUCCUCGAAUACGUCAUCGAUGUUCGCCGUGUCGUUGACCACUUGAAGUGGGAUCGAUUCUGCAUUGUUGGUCACAGUAUGGGCGGCAGCACGGCUAUUAUGUUCGCGGGACUCUUCCCGGAUCGCGUGUUGUCCCUGAUCACCCUGGACGUCGUGGUUCCGACGGUGAUCGUUGACUCAGUACAUCGGUUCGGUGAUCGCGCAUGGCAUCAACAAGUUCCUGAAGCUGGAACCGUUGACGAAGAACCCUUCCCCCGUGUACAGUGUGGAUGACCUGUUGGAACGACUCGAAAGUGCAAGUCCCGGGCAGCUCAGCGAGAAGUCGAAGAAAGUCCUUCUAAGCCGAGGCACGCAGUCAGUGGAAUGCGGAUUGGUGCUAAAGAGGGACAUACGUGCUAAAACGGGCAAGACGUUCGUCGUACCGUUGGAGACUCAAAAGGCUAUCGUGUCCCGAUACAAAGGGGACAUGCUCAUCUUCCGGGCCACUGACGGCGCCUCAGUUCAACAACUGCAAAGAUUUGGAUGCGAAUUUCAUUAAGUCGUACAAGAAACACUGCAAGAGGUUUGAGUAUGUCGAGCUGCAAGGUGGCCACUACGUUCAUCUGAACCAACCUGAGCUUCUGGCUCCUGUGAUUAACCGCUUUCUUUGCCUUUCUGAACUCGGGAAAGCGC
Molecule: messenger RNA, 1020 nt
Organism: Rhipicephalus microplus (southern cattle tick)
Lineage: Eukaryota; Metazoa; Arthropoda; Arachnida; Ixodida; Ixodidae
Product: serine hydrolase-like protein
Source: RefSeq, a predicted model, not a curated record